UAUAUAUCCUCCUUAGAAACCUAGUGUUGUGUAACAUGUGGCGCAUAUUUUGAUAGGUCCACUGAAAAGGAGAGGAGAAUCCCCCCAGUCCAGAGCGUCACUUAAUGUGGCGUCAUUUGAAAUGGAUGACGAUGACGAGAGUGACAGUGUAGUUCCACAAAGGCGUGUUCAAGUAUCUCAAGAACACGAGGACUUAGUAGUAAAAGGUCCAUUACGGAGAAGAGGGGGCCCUCCACAAGCAAGACAACCUGUGGCAGCUGCUGACAGUGACGAGGACUUAACACAUGUGCAGCCCCGAAGACGUGUCCCAGCUGCAAACAAUCAACAUCAAGACGAUUACAACAGCUCUUGGCAGCGAGAAGAGUUGAGAUCUGAUCAUGACGUUCCUAUAGUAACAGCAGUGAGAAGACGUGAACCGAAUCAAGUCAGAAGACGUGAACCUGGAGCGCGGCCACGGACAGCAGAGGAUGUCGAAAUACGCAGGCGCAGUUUGCCUCAAGCUCCAACACAAAGUAGAGGCGCUCCUGGCCAGGUUUCUGCCAGUAGACGUCCUAACACGCCACCACACACACCAUCACCAAGGAAACCAGUGACACCCAGAGGUCAGCUGGCAGCACCUAGGAGAAUCCCAACGCCUCGAGGAGUGAGUCCGGCAAGAUCCAAUGGUGAUGACAGUUGGAGUGAGGGGUUCUACUGAUCACAUGCAGUAUUGCUCAGCAUUUAGGCGAGAAUGCACGGAAGUCUCGUGCCACUGCAAUAUUCAGAGACCAAAUCUAGUGUAUUUUAUUUGCGUGGACUACCAACUAUUUAGUUGUUUUACGCAAAUUCAGUGAUAAGGGUGAACUGGUCUCGAACAUUUUGCGUUCUCGACAAAAUGAACAAUCAUGCAAUGUGGACAAAUCGAGAUCUGGAAAAUUGGAUUCAAGCCAUGCUAUACAUUGUGCGGGAUGGGUGGGUAGUCAGUAUUUGUUUUAACAUAUUUGUUUAUUUUGAUUUUAUUUUUAAGUUUUAACCCUACACUAAUUGGACCAUUUUUAGGAUGGCGUCAAUAGCCCUUUUUACGCUCGUUUCCGUCUUGGGUGGAGACACGUUCUUGUGUCUGGGGGCGGUGAUCUUUUGGUGCUGACCAAAAGGAUCGCGGUCUCCGCAAACGAGAUUGUUUUAGGGAAUAUUGAUGACAUAAGUUGUGUUACAACAAGUCAACUAGGCGCUCACCUGACUUGCCAGCUUCUCUCGCUUCUCAAGACUUGCUAAGUUUGAUGAAGAUUAUCCCAACAUAACAAUUUGAUAUUCAAUCGGAAUCCGGUGAUCCGGUGACAGAUUUCCUCACAAUCGAACGAUCGCCUGUGGCUGUGAAAAGUAGGCUCUCAAAGUAAAAUUAUAGCAGAAAGUCGUCGUUUUAAGGUGGUUCAAGACAGUUUCUAGCAGUUAGAUUUUGACGGGUCCUUUAUAACCACUCGUUAUCACUUGAUGCUACAAUCGUAGUAUCAAAAACUGACCAGUCAUUGGUGAACACAUUGU
Messenger RNA from Orbicella faveolata, 1521 nucleotides. RefSeq lists its product as uncharacterized. The record is from RefSeq and is a predicted model, not a curated record. Gene Ontology annotation, biological process: cytoplasmic microtubule organization; microtubule nucleation; positive regulation of microtubule polymerization. Gene Ontology annotation, cellular component: microtubule plus-end. NCBI's taxonomy places the organism in Eukaryota, Metazoa, Cnidaria, Anthozoa, Scleractinia, Merulinidae.